AUGGCCAAGCGAGGUGCACACAAGCAGUUGACAGACCAGUCAGUAUCCGUCUCACUAUACCUAGACUUGGACAGCGUCGCUGACGGAUCAGAAUCGCACCUCGUCCACGCGUUGCUCACAGGAACUGGGAGCGAGAUGCCAGUGAUGACGAGGACAAAAACUCGACAGGGGUCAGUUGUCACUUGUCUCGUCGUUUCUGACUUCACAUAACUGAUGACUUGCUUUCUGUGGCCUCACCUCCCCCCAAAAGUCUGGCGAAGCUGGCUUCAAGACCGCCGCACCCGAGGCUCUAGCUGGGCGAAGGUAUGCACCACCGUGCAAGGCAAGAAAGACUUCAUGCCCACCCAAGAUUAAUUCACCACAGGAUCCGAGGCUUGCCUCAACGCAAGGGGGCUGGGGGACCCACACCAGCGACGGCGACGGCGACGGCGACCUCCACUUCCUCGGCAGCUGCCCCGGUCAGUUCUAGCUCAGCAGAUCGUCUCACAAUCGCACUUGCUCCAAACGACCAGUCCCACUCACUCACCACCAUCGUUGACUCCUCCAGACACCAUCACCUUUUCCCAGUUUCUCCGGCUUCGGCGCCGCUCCGGUGAUUCCUACCUCGAACCCGUUUGCUGGCUUCGGCUCGACUCCCACCGCGCCCUCGACCGAGGAGACACCGGCAAAACCGAAUCCAUUUGCCGCCACGACCUUUUCGUUCGGCUCCACAGCUCCAUCUUCAGAUACUACAGCCAAUAAGCCCGCCCCGCCCGCCCCGCCCGCCCCGCCCGCCCCUUCGGCGGCCCCGUCGACCGGCUUCUCUUUUGGCGGAUCCUCGUUCGGUGCGAGCUCAACCACGACGCCGUCGACCAUAGCACCUUCUUUCGGUAGUGGAUCCAGCUCGGCGUUCACAUUUGGUUCGACUCCCACACAACCUGAAGCAACGAAGGCUUCUACCAACGGGGGCUCGGAUACGACAACACCCGCUCUGACCUAUUACCUCGGUCUGCGCGGUCUCAACAUCUCGCUCCUCGAUGCGCUCACCAAAGAGAUCGACGCCGAUCCCUUCAUGAACUUGGCCCGCCAGGGAUUCGACGCGAUGAAGCAAAAGUACGAAUCCCUUCGAAACAAGAUCGAAGCCGACUAUGUCAACGCUGGCGGCAAGGUCGACGCGAACGGCUUCAGCGCGGCUUCGACAUCUUCGACUUCGACUUCGACUCCUGCUUUCUCCUUUUCUUCCAGUUCGAGUUCGACUCCUGCUGUCUCCUUUUCGACCGCAUCCUCCGAUCCGGCUCCAGCCUUUAGUCCUGCUGCAGCUCCGAGCUUCUCAUCCUUCACAUCACCUCCGGCGCCCGCUGCUGUCGCUUCUGCGCCAAAGACCGCGGAGGAAACAUCAAACUCCACUGCUCCUGCCGUCGCGGCACUCGCCCCACCUGCUCCCCCCGCAGCGUUCUCCUGGGGCGGCGAUGUCGUCAAACCCACACCUGCGACUUCAUCGCCGUCUGCGCCCGUUACCGGCGGAUUCGUCUUCAAGCCCUACGCGGCCAAGAACGGUGACGUCGAAAAGAGUGGGUUCUCGUUCCCGAGCGGAACUGCACCUCCGGCUGCCGCUCCGUCCACCACCUCGUCUGCCACAACCGCCUCGUCCUUUUCUCUAACAGCGGCGUCCAAACCAUCCCAGGACGGAUCUGUAGCGAAGCGCGUUAGCCAACUUGCCAACGCACCGGCGGCUCCGAGCCCACUGCGAUUCGGCGAGAGUGUUUCACCACCGCUGUCACCCGUCAGGGACGAAGCGGAAGACUUGAACGAGGCGGAGAAGAAGACCGCGGACGCGGAGGUACCAAAGAAGGAUUACUCGACCGUCGCACCACCGGCACCCUUCUCCUUUGGCGGUUCGUUUGGUUCCAUCGCCAAGAGCGGGACCGAAGUGGCCAAGGACAAGCCUGAGACAAGUACCCCGGCGUUCUCGUUCGGAAACUCGUCCACUGCUCCAACUUCGACCCCAACCACCACGGGCCCCUUAUCUUCAGCCCCACCUCCCGCCUUCUCCUUCAACACACCGAUCAAGUUCGGCUCAUCGGCGUCCGCACUCCCCAAGCCUACUGCCUCGCCACCUCUAGCAACGACCUUUGGCGCCGGCUCCCCUCCCUCAUUCGGUUUCGGGGCGGCUUUGGGCAAGCCGCUCUCUGCAUCGACAUCGACAUCGAGCGCAGGCUUCAAUUUCGGCACUGGAUCCACACCCGGGUUCUCAUUUGGUGCUGGGGCACCUGCCUUUGGAGGGACGAGUACGACAGGGUCAUCGUCGUCGACACCCGCGUUCUCCUUUGGAUCUACGGCUGCUUCGUCGACGGCUCCUAGCGCCACGCCUUCCUUCUCUUUCGGUGCCUCCACAACGAGCACACCCGCCCCUCCAGCAUCUACAGAAGCUUCCACCGACGAUUUCAUCCCCACGUCAGAACACGACGAUGGUCUCGAGACGAAAGAUCUCGGACCUGCCGAAGGGGAAGAGGACGAAACGACGUUGGCCGAAGCGCGCGGCAGAGCGUAUGAGAUCGGUAAAGCCGGGGAGAACAACCUUCUUGCUUUGGUCAAUCUUUUCGUGAAGGAGAGGAAAGACGAGGCGGGUAAAGUGGUCAAGAGGUUGUUGGCGAGGAAUGAGACGAGUAAAGCUGUCGUUCUGGUGUGUAUCCGAUGCUUCUCCCCUCGUCCUCAAAAACAAACAGAUCGCUGACGAACAAUUCUUCGUGUGCAGAACUUCCGCCUUCAUUCCGGAUUUACCGUCAAGUUGGAAAAGAUGUUCUUGACGUUUCAAGGCUUCUCAGGCGGCGAUCCCAAGAUCUACAGGGUCCGCUUCAAGGGCGUGACGGAAGCGACCGCGUUCAAGGAGGCGUUGGAAGAGGCAGCGAAGAGUUUGAAGUGA
Messenger RNA from Microbotryum saponariae, 2902 nucleotides. The record is from the annotation of a GenBank genome assembly. Lineage: Eukaryota; Fungi; Basidiomycota; Microbotryomycetes; Microbotryales; Microbotryaceae.